Molecule: messenger RNA, 2804 nt
Organism: Dermacentor albipictus
Lineage: Eukaryota; Metazoa; Arthropoda; Arachnida; Ixodida; Ixodidae
Source: RefSeq, a predicted model, not a curated record
UCCAAUGCAAGCUCGCUCGCUCAUUGUGCCACCUGCAACGGGGCAACCCAGUCGACUCUCUCGUGACGCUUUUGCUAUACGCCCGCUUGAUGUCACCGGAACGUGUUUCGUACGCAUUGCCUUUCCCACCGUCCGCUCGCCGGCACCGGUAUUCGACGGAUGCGAACUGGAAACGGUGUUUCUCAGUGUUGCCUGUCGCUGGGAGAAUUUCGACCUACUUUCGCUUUCAGACAAGCGCGGACGACGUUCCGCGAAGCCAACAGCGGCCAACAUGACGCUGCUGGCGGCAGUCGUGGCCUGGGACUGGCGCUUCUUGACAACGACUCUGGUGUUCCUGGCCACGCUUUACGUGGUGCGCUUCUACCACAAGGUUUCGCAAUACCCGAAAGGGCCGUUCCCUCUGCCUGUCGUCGGAAACCUCCUCACUCUGGCCAAGGAAAAAGAGGUGCACAAGAAAGCCAUCACGUGGUCAAAGUAUUACGGAGACCCGUUCACGCUGUGGAUGGGCACUCAGCCGAUGAUCGUGCUCAACGGGUACGAAGUCAUCAAGGAAGGAUUCGUCGACAGGCGCCACGAUUUCGCCGGCCGAUUUGCGACGAAACUCGGUGAUAUUCAGAGAAUUGGCGACCAUGACAUCGUCUUUGAAGAUUACAACGCCACAUGGAAAGUCCUUCGCAAGGUAGCUGUCAGUGCUGUCAGAAAGUAUGCAGUAAGCGAGUCCCUGGAGAAGCUAUGUACAGAGGUUGUGGAUGCCUACGUUGACUCAUUAGAUGAUGAACCCGUGACACUCGAUGCCAGAGAUCCUCCCAUGUUCAUCAUCUUCAAUGUACUUUCAGCAUCAGCCUUCAGCGCCAAGUUCGACGCCAAGAGCGCCGACCUUGCCCGCAUAAUCAGCAUCAACCGUGCUUUCACGGAACUGGCACCAAACGGACUGCCGAGUGACAUAGCUCCCUGGCUGGGCAUAUUAUACCGCGCGAGAGAAAAAAAGUGCGAAGAUAUGUUCAAGGAGAUGCGAUCCAUCGUCGACAGGCUGUAUGCUGGAGCAAAGAAGACCUAUGAGCCAGGAAACAUAUCUAACUUCACCCAUGCCAUGCUGUCUGCAAGGGACGAAGCUCUGGAGCAAGAAAAGAGCGACGCCGAAUUUCUAACUGAAGGAAACAUGGUUCAAAUACUGAUAGACAUAUUCGGAGCUGGAACUGACACAUCAAUUGGGGAGCUACAGUGGCUUCUUCUCAAGAUGUCGCGAGAUCCAAGCAUUCAAGAAAAGAUAAAAAAAGAAAUCGAAAACAAUAUAGGUCAGUCACCGCCGACAAUGAAGGACAAAGAAAGGCUACCGUACACUGUGGCCUGCAUGAUGGAGACGCUUCGUUUUUAUCCAAUCGCACCUUUCGGCCUCCCGCAUAAAACGUCACAUAACACGGAGAUUGCCGGCGUCCCGAUUCCGAAGGACACCAGGCUGAUGUACAACAUAUACAACGUCAACCACGAUCCCAAGCUCUGGACGGACCACGAAGUGUUCAGGCCGGAGCGGUUCUUGGAUCCAGUCACAGGAAAGCUCGCAUCCAAGGACCGCCUGCCCCCUCUUCUCAGCUUCGGCCUCGGACCUCGAGUGUGUCCCGGAGAGAAGUUGGCGCAAGCGGACAUGUUCUACGUGCUCGUGAGACUCAUGCAGCGGCUCAGCGUCGCAGCGCCUGACGGCGCGCUCGGACAAGAAGUGGCGGCGAUGGGACACAGCUUCUUCCUCAUUGCGGGUCGCCAAAACGUCGUUCUCACCAAGAGUGCCUGAACGUUAUCGUGCCGAAGGGUGGUGUGUACCUGUCUAUCUAUGAGGUGCUCGUCGAUAAUUUGUAAUCGUAUGGUUGAAUCGGUGUGACGUGUAGCGCAAUGCCAUGACAUGGACACGCCAAGAAGAAGGAGCGACAGACACAACACAUCGCUUUAUUGGACAAACAACGACAUUUUCUUUUAUUAUUUCUGCACUUACUGUAUAGUUGUACACGAGCCAUGUGCAACACAAAACUACUUGUCAACACACAUUCUAGGCGACCAUAUUGGAAACGAAAAAUAAAGAAAAAGGUCCUGAGAAAUUCAAAAACACGCAAACGACCACGAGCGGUAUGAUACAUUUCAAUGACAAACGUUAAUCCAGGCAUCCGCACGUACUCUAGUUUGCUUUUAUGGUUCAUUUUAACGCGGUUCCUGACCCACAUGACUAGAGUAUGAGUACAGCCUGUCGCGGAAUAAGAUUUCGUUGUUGAAAGUAAGUGCUGGAUAACAAUUGUUUCUUGUCGUGUCCAUGAUGUGGAAAGAACAGGAUGCAUAUAUCUGUGAUCACCCUAUACUGUGCAAGUAUAAUCAAUGUUUGUUAAAUCAACCUCACUGUAAUAUGAACAAUAAACGGCGCGCAUGACUUGUAGAAAUCAUUCGUGUCGCUUAUAUAUGAUCACUUCAGGAUACGUACUGAAUAAAUCGGACAGCACAUAUCUUAUAUUGCAGAAGUAAAUAUAACGCGCGCCACCGUGCUCCAGAGUCGCUACGCUAUGUUCAAAAACUCAUCAUGGCUCGACGUUCCUCGUGAUUACUAGUUUCCGCCGAAGGGUGCAGGAGAAGAGUGUAAGGAGGAUGGUAGCAGUGCUUCAUUGGCGAUGCUUCGCUAAUUUCCAGCGUCUUCAAAUGGGCGCUGACGGUGCCCGAAUGCUAAACUAUAUAUCAGUAACAGGAAUGCACUGAUCCCUUCAACAAAGGUGCGGCACUUCCAUUCGCUUGGGGAGCGAACGAGGUGCAAAAGGGGAACAAGAAAUAGC